AUGGAUAGAUGGGCGAGACGUUUCAAGCUCCCAAAGUAUAUGUCUGAUGUCAGCAUUGGUGGUAAAAUAUGGUUGUUUUGGGCCAACGAUGUUACGAUUGAACAAGUUAUUUUGUCGGAUCAAAUUAUUUCGGGAUGGCUUUCUUGGGAGGGAAUUCGUAUUUGUACAUCCUUUGUUUAUGCUAGCUGCUACCUACAACGUAGAAGGGAGCUGUGGGAUCUAAUACAUAAUGUAGACUGUGAUGCGGACCCAUGGUUGAUAGGGAGUGACUUCAAUGCUAUUCGAACUAAUGACGAAAAGAUUGGUGGCAUUAUUCCUCCCUCGAGAGUAAAGCAUGAUUUCAACACUGUUAUUCAUGAUUCCGAUCUUCUGGAGGUACCGUUUGACGGCCCAAAAUUUUCAUGGUAUAAUGGUCGUCAAGGAUCUCCUAUGGUCUGCCUAUUUCACAAGCUCAAAGCCCUUAGAUGUGCUCUUCGAAAAUGGAAUUUGGAGGUGUUCGGGAGAAUUGAACAAGAAAUGGAGUUUUUAGAGGAAAAAUUGGUUCAUCUUAAAGAAUCAUUACUGAACUAA
Olea europaea var. sylvestris is the source of this 570-nucleotide messenger RNA. RefSeq lists its product as uncharacterized. The coding region runs from base 1 to 570 and encodes 189 amino acids. The record is from RefSeq and is a predicted model, not a curated record. The transcript is spliced from 2 exons. Lineage: Eukaryota; Viridiplantae; Streptophyta; Magnoliopsida; Lamiales; Oleaceae.